This is a messenger RNA of Danio aesculapii, 3623 nucleotides long. It is a transcript of the gene mvb12bb, whose product is annotated as multivesicular body subunit 12Bb. The transcript is spliced from 10 exons. Gene Ontology annotation, biological process: viral budding; virus maturation; regulation of epidermal growth factor receptor signaling pathway. Lineage: Eukaryota; Metazoa; Chordata; Actinopteri; Cypriniformes; Danionidae. Gene Ontology annotation, cellular component: late endosome; ESCRT I complex. The record is from RefSeq and is a predicted model, not a curated record. Bases 92 to 898 code for a protein of 268 amino acids.
AAGUAAAGGACCGUGUCUGUGUAUAUCCCAGUAGAGCUAUUCGCUACGCCUCAGUAUUUGGUUCCCUCAGCAAGCAUGGCCGAUCUUCAGGAUGUCUCCGGUGCUGAAACAGGAGUGCCGCCUGAAGUUGUCAGUGAUAUUGUGUAACUGGCAGUCCAAGAGAGAACCUCCAGCCGACUAUUAUAUUGUUGCACAAACAACAGAUGGCUUUGACGCCAACCUGUGGAAGGACAGCAUAUUCAAAUCCAAGGUCACGCGCUAUCUGUGCUUCAGCCGAGCUGCCACCUCCAAAAAUAAGCAGUUAUGCAACGUGGUGGUGGAUAUGAAGCUGAUGGACCUGAAGGACUGUUUGCCAGAGGGCUUCACUCCCAUCCAAGACACCAUGGAUAGCCAGGAACAGGCUUUGAGGAAGGAGCGGCUGUGUGUGAAGUUCGUCCCCCGAAACAGCACCGAUACGGCGAUCUGCGAUGUGCUUAUACAGGGAAAAUCAAAGCACAGCCUCGCUAAUUAUACAUUUAUAGGAGAGCUGAAUGGUUUGGGGAUUUGGUAUCAGCUGGGAAAAGUCCCCAAGUCGCAUGACACAACGCAGAAAACAUUGCCUGCCUCUACAAGCAUUCGUAGCAUUGCCAGACAAGCCCCAGAGUCUCCGAUCUCUAGCCCUACUAAAAAGAACAUUGUCAGGCCAGAUUAUGACGAAAUCUACAACAUCUACACCAAAUCAGCUAUGGAUGAUAUUCCUUUUAUGGUCUCCCAAAAGUCUACCUCCAAAAGCAAAGAUGAUAUAGAACCACUUCCCAUCUUGAACAUUUCCAUCAAAUCACCACAGGAGAUUGAGGAGGAAUACAAAUAUUGUUUCAACACUGAACACAGCGCUGCAGCUUUCACAUGGAGCCAGUGACUUGAAGACUGACCUCAUAACACUAGAGUAAACCAGAGUGCAGUGAGCCCACAUUUACAUCUACAAUAAUAGUUUAUUGUAGCCCUCAUCCACAGUAACUAUCAAUCAGAAAAAAAGGUUUAUGCACACUUGAGCCUUUUUUAAGUAUACAGUUUUUGAUUCCCCAAAGAAGCAUUCGGUGAACAUUUCUCAUUUAUUUAGUGUAAGAAUCAUUUAAAAAUAUAUAAUAUAUAAUUAAAAAAAGACCUUACUGAAACAUUGAAACGUUCUAUGGAUUUUCAAAGGUUCUUCCUGGAACCAUCAGCCCAAGUAUAAAGUAUCGUUAUGUAUUGGAAAUUCCAUAGUGGGCACAUAUUGUAUGUGUGCAGCCUGAUUGUUUUAACUGUGUACAGUGUAGGUGCAGCUCACAAUUGUGCUGUAACUUUGUUUUGCACUACUACGUUGGUCCACAAGAUCUGCUGCAGGUUAAGAAAACACAUGCAAAAAGAAAAACACUUUCAAAUUGACAAAACAUAUUUAUCAAUUUGAAAACACACACACACACACAAACACACACACACACACACAUAAUUCUCACAGCACAAGCAAAUAAUCUUUACAGUAACACUUUAAGCUGUCAUUUUUUUUCUAUGUACGUACUAAAAUAAUUACAAUGUAAUUAAUUAUGCAUAAUUACACAUAACUAACAUCAAACCUAACCCUCAUUCUAACCCUAACCAUAUAGUAGGUAUAUGCAAUUAAUUAAUAUUACUUAGUAUUUAAAUAAAUUGUUGCAUGGUAACGAGUACACCUUAAAAUGAAUUGUAACCAGAUCUUCUUUCACAUGACAAGUGACAAUUUCAUUUGGAAAAAAUCAAGUCCUCUCCUGCUUUUUCAUUUGGGCUGCAAGUGUUGUUUUGUGAUGACUGUAAAUGUUAUGUUCUCAGAGCUUUCUGUUCUGUUUUAAACAGGGUUUUGUUGUUGUUUUUGCGGCUGUUUUAAUAAGGAUAUUAAUGUGAUCUGCACUAAAAUCAUUCUAAUAUAAACUACUACAUAAUUUUUUACAAAUUUUAUUUAAAUACAUUUAGUUGUUUUUAUUGUUAUUAUUAUUGUUAUUAUUAUUAUUAUUAUUAUUAGGCUGCAUGGUGGUGCAGUGGGUAGCAUGUUUGCCUCACAGCAAGAAGGUUACUGGUUCGAGCCUCGGCUGAGUCAGUUGCCGUUCCUGUGGGGAGCAUGUUCUCCCCUCUUCGUGUGGGUUUCCUCCGGGUGUUCCGGUUUCCCCCACAAGUCCAAAGACGUGGUACAGGUGAAUUGGGUAGGCUAAAUUGUCCAUAGUGUAUGUGUGUGAAUGGGUAUGUAUGGAUGUUUCCCAGUGAUGGGUUACUGCUGGAAGGGCAUCCGCUGCGUAAAACAUAUGCUGGAUAAGUUGGCAGUUCAUUACGCUGUGGCGACCCCAGAUUAAUAAAGGGACUAAGCCAAAAAUUGAAUGAAUGAAUUAUUAUUAUUAUUAUUAUUAUUAUUAUUUGAUUAUGGGUGUUGGGAUAUACUGAUAUUGACUAUAAUCAAGAAAGAAUAAUCAAACAAACACAUAAAUAAAUAAAUAAAUAAAUAAAUAAAUAAAUAAAUAAAUAAAUAAAUAAAUAAAUAAAUAAAUGAAUAAUUCACAUUGUUAAUUAAAAGAGACAUAAUAUACCAACUUUGGUGAUAACCAUAAUAUUUCAAAUGAGCAGUACACAUAAAAAUCCAGCAUUAUUGCUUUUAUGAAGCAUUAAGCGCUCUCAUUUAAUUUCUUUCAUUCAUACUCAACACCAGAGGGCGUCCUCACACAGAAUGUCCACAAUGGGGUAUAUGCACAGCAAGUUUUUUCAGCUAGUGAUAAACUUCCGGCGAAAGCUUAAUGUGACUUUCAAUUUCAUAUGGUUCCUUUUACAGCAUCAGUGUUGUAUUGUAAUUACAGUACAUCUAGUUAAACAGACUUAAGCAUUCAUUUAGUUGUUCAAGCUUAAAACAAGAUGAAAGGUUGUGUAACCUAGCUCCGUCAGGAUCAGCAGGUGAGCGCAGGAACUCCAUUGAAAAUACAGGGGUAAAGUAAACUGUCAUAUUUUAAAGAUAUGGCGGGGGGAAACUUAAUUUACCAUAGUGCUUCUUGCCUGGUCUGAGACCCACUUUAUAUUGUAUAUCUAUCAGGCAGUGAAGAUCACUAAUAAAAAAUAAAUAAAUAAAUAAAAUUAUAAUGGAAAGACUGGAAUGCACUGGAAGCGCUGAGGCUGGCUGGCUGGCUGAAAAUAAUAUCCAUGUGCAUAUACACCAAUAAGACAUUUAGGAAAUCAUAUAGACAAAUAUGACAAAUACUUGUUGCUGUAGCUGCAUAAAUGCUGACAGAAAUGUUUUGACUAGUGGAACAUAAAGAGAAUCAACGUACAACUUUAAGCCAUCUUAGGUACUUUAAUAAACAUGAUGUAUAUUUAUGCAAAUUUAUACAUCCUUAAAAUACCAGGAAAAAGGUAUAAUUUAUUCUUCAAUUCAAUUACUUUUUUUCUAACUUUCAAAUGUUGCUAGAGUUUUGACUUAAUUGAAAUAGAUUUGUGUAGAUUUAAAUUGUCAUACUUGUGCUAAGCUGGAAAAAUCUUACACUGUGUUAAACUAGAAAUUGUGCACAUUGUAGUCUCCUCUGUUAAGUGUAAUUAUCCCCUUUUGUGUGUGUGCAUUGAUAUGAUUUAUUGCCUUAAAAAUAAAAUACAAAAUA